Molecule: messenger RNA, 1408 nt
Organism: Colius striatus (speckled mousebird)
Lineage: Eukaryota; Metazoa; Chordata; Aves; Coliiformes; Coliidae
Gene: GRSF1
Product: G-rich RNA sequence binding factor 1
Exons: 10
Coding region: 14-1240 (408 amino acids)
Biological process (GO): regulation of RNA splicing
Cellular component (GO): nucleoplasm; ribonucleoprotein complex
Molecular function (GO): RNA binding
Source: RefSeq, a predicted model, not a curated record
CCGCCCGUCGGCCAUGGCCGCCGCCAGCGUCGCACGCCGCGGCCUGUGUGCCCUCCUGCUCGGCAGCCGCCGGCCGCUGCCGCCCUGGCUGCGCCCGCCGCCCGCCCGCGGCCUCCCCCGCGCCGCCGCCGGGCCGGGGCCGGGCGCGCCGCCGGCCCGCGCCGCGCUCUGCGCUGCCGUCCGCACAUACAGCCAGGUUACAGAUGCGCCACCCCAGGAAGGUCACCUCUCGGAGGAGGAAUCAUCCAAGGCAGAAAGUGAUGUCUUUCUCGUCAGGGCACAAGGAUUCCCCUUCUCCUGCACCGAGGAAGACGUGCUUACCUUCUUUGAGAGCUGUAGAAUUCGAAACGGUGAGAACGGCAUACACUUCCUCUUAAACAGGGAUGGCAGACGCAGGGGAGAUGCCUUGAUUGAGCUGGAGUCGAAAGCUGAUGUCCAGAGAGCGUUGGAAAAGCACCUGAGGUACAUGGGCCCACGCUACGUGAAAGUUUUUGAAGUACACGACAGUGAUGUAGAAGGCUUACUGCGGAGUCUGCGGGACGAGUCACAAGCCAUGAACGAUGGAGUGGUACUACUCAGAGGCCUUCCCUUCAGCUCCACUGAGGAGGAUAUUGCUGAUUUCUUCUCAGGUUUGAAAAUAGCUGACAUAGUUUUUGUAUACCGGGGAGAAAGAAGAACAGGAGAAGCUUUUGUGCAGUUUACAGCUCCUGAUAUGGCAGCUAAAGCUCUGUUACGACACAAGGAAUACAUGGGAAGUAGAUACAUAGAAGUGUAUGUAAGUAGAAGGCAGCAUAUGCAAAGACACAUGCCUUAUGACAGGCAGAUGCUGACCUACUCCAGAGACAGAAAAGAACAGGAAGCCCUUCCUGAAGAAAGGCAUCUGAGUGGCACAGGAAGCUUCCAUGCUGAGAGAGAAAACAAAUUGUGCAGGGAAGAAAUAGAAAGCUCCAGGCACGUCCAAGAAUCUGGGAACACCUCGUCCCCACUGCCCUUUGUCCACGUCCGGGGUUUUCCCACCCAAGCCAGUGCCCAGGACAUCAUAAAUUUUUUUGCUCCACUGAAGCCCACAAGGAUCAUGGUAGAAUACAACUCCCAUGGAGAUGCCACAGGAGAAGCAGACGUGCACUUUGAGAGCCGGGAGGAUGCAGUGGCUGCCAUGGCUAAGGAGGGCUCACAGCUGCAGUGCAGCGCCAUUGAGUUAUUCCUCAAUGAACAGCCAAAGGCAAGAGAAAACUGCUAAGGAUGGUGGUGUGGCCGCAGAUCUGGCCACACAUUCAGCGAACACAUUCCGUGGGUAUGAGCGCGGAGACUGAGUACGAGCAUCACUGCUCAAAACACCAUCAACUGUAUAAAAGCUAAUGUAGCUUUGUGUAAAAGCAUGUAAUAAAUUGUGUUGACAUACUGUGGA